AUGGGUUACAUAUUAGAACUAUUGAGACAAUACGGCAUGAGUGAGUGUAACCCAGUAGCUACGCCGUCAGAAUGUAUUACGGUUUUUGAUAAAUCUUGCGAGAAGCUUGAUAAAAUCUAUCCAUAUAGGGAAAUAAUUGGGGCUCUUAUGUAUUUGUCCGUUGCCACAAGACCCGACAUAGCUAACACGGUGGCAAGAUUGGCGCAGUUCGUAAAUGAUCCUUCGAAAGCACACUGGAAUGCGGUUAAACGUGUCUUAAGGUAUCUUGCUGGCACGGCUGAUAAAGGAUUGGUGUAUCAAAGGACAGCCCUUCCGCUUGUAGGUUACACCGAUGCUGACUGGGGUGGAUGCACAAGCGAUCGUCGUUCUUAUACGGGCUAUGCAUAUUUGCUCAGCAAUGCAGCCAUUAGCUGGAAAUCACAAAAACAACGUACUGUCGCACUUUCGUCAACAGAGGCCGAAUAUGUUAGUUUGGCAGAAGCAGCUAAAGAGGCAGUUUAUCUACGUAGCCUUUUACUCGAGAUUGGCACUAAAGAGUUUACUGAUAUUACAAUAUAUGUGGAUAAUAGAGGAGCGCAAUGUUUGGCGAGUGAUCCGGUUUACCAUGCGAGGACCAAACAUAUCGACAUAAAGCACCACUUUGUUCGAGAAUGCGUCAGUAAAGGGUUAUUCACAUUGGCACACAUAUCAACGCAUGAGAUGCUUGCGGAUGUGAUGACAAAACCAUUAGCACGAGUAAAUCACGAAAGAUGUCGUACUGGACUUGGUUUAACUGCUUAG
Molecule: messenger RNA, 780 nt
Organism: Anastrepha ludens (Mexican fruit fly)
Lineage: Eukaryota; Metazoa; Arthropoda; Insecta; Diptera; Tephritidae
Exons: 1
Coding region: 1-780 (259 amino acids)
Source: RefSeq, a predicted model, not a curated record